Messenger RNA from Ricinus communis (castor bean), 493 nucleotides. Its product is annotated as disease resistance protein Pik-1-like. Bases 72 to 431 code for a protein of 119 amino acids. The transcript is spliced from 3 exons. The record is from RefSeq and is a predicted model, not a curated record. Lineage: Eukaryota; Viridiplantae; Streptophyta; Magnoliopsida; Malpighiales; Euphorbiaceae. Gene Ontology annotation, molecular function: metal ion binding.
CUGGCUUGAAAGCUUCUAUUCUUGAAACCAUCCUUUUGUGCCUUUGCUUCCACACCCAUCUUUCAUCAACCAUGAAGCAAAAGUUAGUCAUCAAAAUCUCCAUGAAUGACCAGAAGUCCCGCUCCAAGGCUUUAAAGAUUAUAGUUGGAUUUUCAGGUAUCGAAUCCGCGGCUCUAGGAGAAGAGGACAAGAGCAAGAUAGUGGUGAUAGGAGAUGGAGUAGAUUCAGUUAAAUUAACAAGUAUACUGAGAAAGAAGUUAACAAAGAGAUCAACAAUUGCUUGCUUGUUACCAAAGAGAGGAGGGCAUGUGGAGUUGAUAAGUGUGAGUGCUGCGGAACAGAAGAAGGAAGAAAAUAAAGAUGAAACGAAGGUGGUUUGGUCAUAUGGUUGUAAUAUGCCUCAAUAUGUUCUCUACCGCGACUACUUUUAGAAAUCCAACAUACAUAUAUAUUAAGUUUAAUUGCUAAAAAGUUAUGUGUUUUGUGAUUGUUA